CGACUACAUAGAUAUCACAAGGCAUUCAUCAUCGAGCGACACGCCCAGACCGAGCGCCAAGGUGACAGCUCAGCGCUCGGUUAACGUCAGCUCUUGAUAAUCAUCGAUAUAUAUAUACCAUUCUCCGACUCGAUGCACGGCAUUAAUGACGCGACCGAAGAAGACUCCUUCAAAACUUAUCAUAAAUAUCCACCCAGUCUACGAGCCAGUCCACGCACGUACUACUAUAUACCUUACACUGUAUGGUUUUGUCGCACACUGCACAACAGACAUUCAAGUAUCUUCAGGUUGCGCCGGCCGCGAUCUGGAUACUCGAUUAUUUUUUGACUUUUGAACAUGAAGUCCGUCUGUUCAGCAACAUGAGCUGCUGGAACAUUGUCACUGUCAUGUUCAUCCUGGCUAGAUAUGCUCCCGUAAUAUGGAUCAUCACUCAAAUAUAUCUCACUCUUAGCCCAUGUUCACCAGAAACGUGCUUGAUAGUAAAUACAACUAGUGGGACGUCCCUCUUUUUUAUCAUGUCCGCUGCAGAAGGUCUGCUUCUGGUGCGUAUACUUGCCUUGUGGUAUGACAGCAGGAAGAUAAAGCUAUUUUUAUUGGCGAGCUACUUGCUUAUCGUUGUCGCUAUGGUCAUUUGCGAUGCGCUUCUGGCGCUUCUGCUCGAAAACAUAUGUGUACCCACUCCAAUGGUUUCAGAGUUUACGACAAUGGAACGUCUGAUAACGGGCAAGUUUGUUAGCGCAGCACUGUUUGAACUCAUAGUGAUCACUCUUACAAUGUAUCAUUCAAUACGACUACGCUCUGAUGGUAUACGCUCUAUCGGUAGAGUGACGUCAACCUUGUUGAGGGGUAGUUUGCUAUAUGCACUGUCGCUUCUUGUAAUUUCGAUUAUAAACAUAGUUUCUUUUUCAUUGCCGGCCUCAUCGCAGGGGCAGGGUGGAAUUAUGGUUGUGUUCCAAGGUGUCUUGCAUGGUGUCUUGGCUUCGCGCGUUCUUUUUGAUCUAAGGGAUCUGGGGGAUACAGAUCAAGAUGAAGAACAUGACUAUGUAUUCACCUCGUAUAUAUCCCUUCCUCGCACUCAGCCCGUAUCACCAAUGACUGUCUCACAUGCCGAAAGUAAUGCAUGAU
Messenger RNA from Suillus fuscotomentosus, 1125 nucleotides. RefSeq lists its product as uncharacterized. NCBI's taxonomy places the organism in Eukaryota, Fungi, Basidiomycota, Agaricomycetes, Boletales, Suillaceae. The transcript is spliced from 15 exons. Bases 243 to 1124 code for a protein of 293 amino acids. The record is from RefSeq and is a predicted model, not a curated record.